Messenger RNA from Acanthaster planci (crown-of-thorns starfish), 3067 nucleotides. RefSeq lists its product as uncharacterized. Lineage: Eukaryota; Metazoa; Echinodermata; Asteroidea; Valvatida; Acanthasteridae. The record is from RefSeq and is a predicted model, not a curated record.
GUUGUUUUCGAUGAAAAGUAAUUCUAUUGAAACUCUGUCAAGGUCCUCCACGGCACCAUGCCCACCAAGAUCAGCUGCACUGAGACCUGCAAAAUGCCCUCAGUGCACCGGAAUAGAAUUCCCGUUUCGAAGUUUCGUCUUAACAGAUCAAUAAGUAAAACUAAUAAUUUCACCCAGAGUCAUUUCCGCAUGCAAUUCUGGUUGACAGUUAAGUUUAUAUUUUCACUGUUGUUGUUUUUGGUGUUAGUUUGUGGAGCCGUACUACAGGCUUACAACAGGCCUCUAUAUCUGAAAGUUACCUCGCCAAAGCAGGGCGGUUUUCUGAGAUACGUGCAUCAUGAUGAUUCGAGAAAAGGAAACAGUCUGACAGCCACUAAAGGCCAUACUCUGACACUCACCCUACGCAUGGCAGCCGUUCCUAGACUGAUCCAGCGUCUAUACUGUGAUUUCUUGCGAUCUGCCGUCUUGUUCUGGUCACCGAAGCUGGGUCACAUCAGCGUCAUACUAGACAAAGAAUCGACAGCCGAUCACCGGUUGGCAGCUCGACUGAGUCAGCAAGAGCCUGCAUUUGGCGUGAAGUUUGACUUUGUUUACGAGCCUCUUCCGAGCGACCCUUCCGUCUUGAAAAGUAGAGGGUACCUUCGCCAACUGUGGAGCAGUUUCUUCAUGGAUUUGUACAUCAACGCAUCCAUCAUUGCUUGGAUCGACACGGACGGAAUGUUCACGACACCCGUCACCACUGAAAAUAUCUUCAACGACCAUCGAUUGCGAGUCGUAACUUUUACAAACUGGGUAAUACCCCGUCGACAUGGAUGGGACAAGACGACAGAACUUGCAAUGGGCAAGAAAUUGGUGGCCGACUUUAUGACGUACUUUCCGGCUUGUAUCUGGAGAGAUACCAUUACGAACUGCAGGAAUCACAUUCUCACACACAUGAAGCUAUCUAACUUUGAAGACGCUUUCAGGAGACUGGUCGCGUUGGUGGGUGGAUCACUGAGUCCGGUCAACAUUUUCUUGAACUACGCUUACUACUUUGAGCAUGACCGUUAUGACUGGCAUAUCGAUGUGAACAGAAACCUGGAAGCCUACAACACUCAACACCUGCAGCCAGGUUUCGAAGUCAAACCGAACGAGACUGUACCGGAGAUCCAUGUCACUAUACACGCUGGGAGACACUUUAAUAAGUCACCCGACCCGUUGUUGCAGGGAUAUUGCAUAGCGAAGCGGUACGUGGGUGCACCGCUUGCCGGCUGCAAACGGUUUGAAAACACCACAAACAUUCAGCUGUUCGAUUUCCUGAAGGAAAAGCGUGCCACCCAGAACCACUUCCAGACAUGGUGCAAAGGUUCUACAGGGCUGAAAGACUGCAGCCAACGUAUUGAAGCUCAUUAUCAGACCGUGCGGAAGUAUUACAACUCGGGGUGGUAUGACCUGGAUUUGCGAAGAGUGUCUGUCGUGGAGAGAGCAGCGGAAUUGGAGAAUGUCACGUGCCCGGAAGUAUUUGACUGGAAAGGCACACAUUCUAUUGGUUUCAACGUUUAUCCCUAAUAUAAGAACCAGCGAGGGGGGCAAUUAAACUGAUUUGUGUCAAUCUGUUUAGCAGUAAAUAUGCAUAAAAUUCAAAUUUCAAGAUGAAAGGUAUUGUCGACUUUCAGGGAAAGAGAUAUAAUGGCGAGUCCCCGUUAGGGACCUAAUAUGGUUGUGACGAUCGCCGACGGAAAGCAAGACGUCCAAAUACAGACAGUUAUGGAAGCUUCGUGACGUCAUUCCACAACAAGUCAAACAAAACGGCUCCAGAAAUGCAGAAAAUUUUCACAUCAAAUACUUUUCUAAGUGAUGGCAGUACCGCCUCUUAGCGCCAAACUGAUGAUCCGGUUUGCUGUUUUGUUUAUGGUUAGCAAUUCUGUUUACAAUUGGGGGUCAUAUAAAAACAAGGAGAAAAUGAGCAAAAUCAGUGGUAGGGCCUACUUACAUGUAACUUAGAGGCCGACAUCGUUUUUAUGCCUGUCAUACCAGCGGCGUGCUUGUUUGUACAGGCCUUCCCCGGCGACUCAACGCAGGCAGUCAACACAGUUGAACCUGAUCCAACUUCUUCCGACUGUUGCGUCGGUGUUUUAAAGUUUCCACAUUGUGUAUCAUAGGGGACUGAUUGGCGAUGCACUUUGCGUCUCUUCAUUGGCUCUACAUUCCUGCCAGAUACACGCUGCUCCGUACGUGUCACUAAAUGAAUAAAAUAAACCUCUUGAGGCCGGAAGUGGCUGCACUGUGAUGUGCAGGGAACACACCGAAGACACACUACCUUACGGUUCAUCCGACGUAACCACCGAGUGCAGUGACGGCACGUAGGUGCAUGUACAUUUCAUGUGUAAUUAUUGGGCAAGUUCGAUCAGCGACAAAAUUUUGUCAACUAACGGUCGAUGUCGACUGGUAACCUAUGCAUUAAAUAUAUGUCGGGCAUCAGGGAAAAUCGAGCUGUGGUUCACAAAUUACCGCUGAUCGAACUUGAUCAUUAUUGUGUGAAUCACCAGCCUUAUAACUGCCUCGUAGACGACCCAUUCGAGUAUGAGGUACAUUCAAACUUGUUUCGAAUAUUGAAGGUAAACAUUUCAUUAGAGAAAGUACUGAUAUGUGGGUUUAAUUUUUGUACUAAAGAUCAAUGAAAUGACAUUGUGUUAUGGCAAAAAUUAAAAAUUCUCAAAAGUGUUGAAAUAACAGAAGCGUUUCUUUUCUAAGUGAAAACUUUGACCAACAACUUUUUUCUCUGAUACUCCAUCAUAAUCUUACCUUCGGGAAAAUAUACCGCGUACUAAAUCAAAAUUACCUUGUUACUGACAUUUUGUUCCGAUGUUGAACUUUUGUUGUGUAUUUAGGUCUAUUUCUGUUAUUUUCUUAUGUCAUAUAUUUUCAUCAGUAUUUUGUAAGGAACAGCACUUUAAUGAAUAACCGUCAACAGUUUCAGUAGAUACAGAUUACAAAAAAGCGAAGUUCAAUCUUAAUUUUACCAAAGGUCCAAAUGUUUAGUUAACACAGUUACCCGAAUAAAGGUCGAGAAAGAGUAUGCAAAGUA